AUGACUGUCCUUAGCACCCUGGCGCCGGUGCCGGCCGACGAGAUCUUCGCCUUGAACCGUGCAUAUGCCAACGAUGACUACCCCCAAAAGGUCAGCCUGGGUGUUGGUGUCUACCGCACCGACGAUGGCAAGCCAUGGCCUCUGCCAGUCGUUCGCGACGCUGAAAAGCGCCUGCUCGCCGACGACAACCUUUUCCGCCACGAAUACACCGCCAUUGAGGGCGACAUCCCUUUUCUCGAGCUGGCUCGGGAUCUGAUGUUCGGCUUCGAUGCGAAGGACACCUCCGAGCAGCUGAAGACCACCAAGGGCCGCAUUGGCUCUGUCCAGGCCGUCGCCGGUACGGGUGCCAACCACCUGGGUGCUCUCUUCCUGUCGCACCAAAUGAAGCCCAAGAAUGUCUGGCUUUCCAACCCCUCCUGGGCCAACCACCUCACCAUUUGGGAACUGGCCGGUGUCCCUCGCAAGACCUACCCCUACUACAACGCCGCGACUCGCUCUUUUGACUUCGACGGCAUGAUGUCCACUCUCGAAGAGGAAGCCCAAGAAGGAGAAAUCAUCCUCCUGCACGCCUGUGCGCACAACCCCACCGGUCUCGACCCCAACAAGGAGCAGUGGAAGGCUAUCGCCGACCUGUGCGAGCGUAAGAAGCUCUUCCCCUUCUUCGACUCCGCCUAUCAAGGGUUUGCCUCCGGAUCCGCCGACGAAGACGCCUGGGCUGUCCGCUACUUCCUCAACGAGAAGCCCUCGAUGGAGAUGUGCGUGGCGCAGAGUUUCUCCAAGAACUUCGGUCUCUACGGCCAGCGUGUCGGUGCCUUCCACUACGUUCUGCCCAACGGCUCCCAGGAGCUCCGCGACAUCGUCGUCAACAACCUUUGCCACCUCAUCCGAGGUGAAUACUCGAUGGGCCCCACCGCCGGCUGCAGCAUCGUCAAGAAGGUCCUGACGAACGAUGAGCUCACCGCUCAAUGGCACCAAGAUCUCACCGUCAUGAGCUCGCGGAUCAAGUCCAUGCGCAAGGCGCUCUACGACGAACUGGUUCGUCUCGAGACGCCGGGAACCUGGAAGCACAUCGUUGAGCAGAACGGAAUGUUCUCCUACACCGGCCUGACUCCUUCGCAAGUCUACGCCCUGAAGGACAAGUACCACAUCUACCUGCUCAAGUCCGGCCGAGCCUCCAUCAGCGGCUUGAGCGAGAAGAACGUCGCCUACGUUGCGCGCGCCAUCAACGAUGUUGUCCGCAACGUCAACUAA
Messenger RNA from Aspergillus steynii IBT 23096, 1251 nucleotides. RefSeq names its product putative aspartate transaminase. The transcript is spliced from 3 exons. Gene Ontology annotation, biological process: L-aspartate biosynthetic process. NCBI's taxonomy places the organism in Eukaryota, Fungi, Ascomycota, Eurotiomycetes, Eurotiales, Aspergillaceae. Gene Ontology annotation, cellular component: cytosol. The coding region runs from base 1 to 1251 and encodes 416 amino acids. Gene Ontology annotation, molecular function: L-aspartate:2-oxoglutarate transaminase activity; pyridoxal phosphate binding. The record is from RefSeq and is a predicted model, not a curated record.